Messenger RNA from Melospiza melodia melodia, 2862 nucleotides. It is a transcript of the gene TMEM268, whose product is annotated as transmembrane protein 268. The coding region runs from base 1141 to 2139 and encodes 332 amino acids. The transcript is spliced from 9 exons. NCBI's taxonomy places the organism in Eukaryota, Metazoa, Chordata, Aves, Passeriformes, Passerellidae. The record is from RefSeq and is a predicted model, not a curated record.
UCCAGUGGAACAGGAUCCCAUGAGUGGCUCUGGAAUUGUUGCCUGUGGAGCCACGUGAUGGGCUGAACUCACAGCUCUGGAGCAGGACCCAUCCCUCCAGAAGAGCAGCCUUUGCUCCAGGAAGUGCACACAGACACUGCAAGAGCUGAUUUUUCAUUUUCUUUCAACCUUCCUCCCCUGGAUUUGCUUUGUUCCAGCCCUCCAUGGAUCCUGCAGCUUUUGGGCAGCUCUGACACCACAAUUCCCAGGCUGAGGAGUUUGGUUUUCAUGGUGUCUCAGCUUUGUCAGGCAAACAACUCCAGCAUCCUCUGGAUGGCUCCUCUGGAGGAUCCAUCUGACUCUGCCUUUGCUCCAGGAAGUGCACACAGACACUGCAAGAGCUGAUUUUUCAUUUUCUUUCAACCUUCCACCCCUGGAUUUACUUUGUUUCAACCCUCCAUGGAUCCUGCAGCUUUUGGGCAGCUCUGACACCACAAUUCUCAGGCCAGGGAGUUUGGUUUUCAUGGUGUCUCAGCAUUGUCAGGCAAACAACUCCAGCAUGUGCAGCACUCUGGAUGAUCCAUCUGUCUUUGCCUGAGCCUCCUGCUUUUCUUCUGGAGCUGCUGGAAGGGAAACUUUCUCCACAUCAGCACAGCCUGGUUUGGGGAGGGCUACAGCUCCUGCCCUGCUGUCAUCCCUGUUCCUGAGUGCUUUCCAUGACCCUUUGGUGAACAGUGACCUCUUGUCAGCCUUGAGAUCUGUAUUUGCCUCUUCUGAUGUCUCCAGCCCUUCUUGAAACACUCACAGGAACUGAUGUGGUGCAACCGUGGGAUUUGUAAUUCCUGAAUCCUGCCUGGCUGAUCCUAGAGGAGGAGGAGGAGGAAGGGGAGAGCCUCCUGUCUCUGCCACUCUUCAGCUCCUCACAUUCCUCAGGCUCCAGCUCCAGCUCUGGACCCCCACCCUGCUGCAGGGCUCAAAAAUGCCUCGUGGCUCAUGGGAAGCAGGAAGACAGCAGUGGGAGUGAGGGUUUCACAAUCUGCUCCCCACUCAGCUGCUGUGGGGCUGCUUGGUGUUUCCCAGCAGGGAGAGAGAGAAAAAUGCUGAAUUAGAGAGAGAAAUGCUGAAUUUCUGACCAGAAAACACAGGAGACACACCUUCAGCAUGGCCCAGAAAAGUCAGACUGGUGGAACUGAGAAAAAUGGGUCCUCCCUCCUGUACAGCAAGAAUGAUCUCAAGGAAGGAGCCCUGCAGUGGGUGCCAGAACCCCCCCAAGGCCAGGUGCUGCUGGUGCUCAGCCUGGACAACACCUGCCCCAGCUCCUCCUUUGACAUGGACCUUUGUGCUGACAAACUGCAGUCCCUUGGCAUCCAGGUGCCAAUGGAUCCAUGGAGAAGGCUGAUCCAGGAGGGAGUGCUGAGCCCCCGAGUGAGGCAGUACCUGUUCUACAGCUCCAGGGGCUGCCAGAUUGCCAUGGCCAUGGUAUUCUACAUCUCUCUCUGGACAAACCUUUACUCCACCCUCCAGCUGUGUUCCCUGGGCCACUCCUGGGGGGCUGGCGUGCUGGUGACACUGGUGGCCCUGGCUCUCACUGUCCUGGUGAUCCUGGUCAUUGAUGGGCACCACAGGAAGCUAAAUGUGAACACAGAUGUGAGGCUGGCAGCUGUCAAUGAAAUCUUUAUCAAAUACAGCAUAAUCCUGGGGAUUACAGAUGUCCUGGAUGGACCACACAACAUCCUGCAACUGUGCUUUGUGCACUUCAGCCCCCAGCCCUGCCUCCAGGCCCUGGCAGCCCACAUCACUCACCUGCAGGGGACACAGGCAGGCUUGAGGCACAGGCUGAACAAGCUCUGGGUGGUCAUGGAUGUGGCAGCUCAGCCCGAGCUGGGGGUGGAGGAGGAGGCUCCAUGUGAAGAAUCUCCUCUUUUAUCCAGAGGGGUGACCCUGAAUAAAGAUCCUGUGACCUGCAGUGAGCUCCUGCACCUCAUCCCCGAGGGCCCACCCCAGGCCAUGGCCCAGCAGCUCCUGGUGCUGUUCAGCGCGUGCUACGUGCGGCUCCUGGUGACGGGCCGGCUGCCUCGGGCCAGCCCAGGGGGACACCUGGGCCACAGCAGCAUCCCCUGCCUCUGCCAGUUCAUCCAGAGCACGCUGCUCUGCUCCUGAGCCAGGAAUGACACACGUCACCCUGCUCUUCUAAGCCUUCUGAUGGUUACAUUCUUGUAAUGGAGUUUCUCAUGCGCUGUCACCAUGAUAUUUUCUGACAAAUCCUUUUGCCAGGAUUUUCCUCUUGAGAAGCCUCAGAAAAGAAAUGUAAACAAUAAUUUUCUGAUUGCUUGGAUUGGGGUCUGGAGGUUACUUCCCAACAGGUGCAUCUUUGAUUGACGGAUUGUGAGAAUUGUUUUUAAUUAAUGGCCAAUCCCAGUCCAGUUGUGACAAGACUCUGGUCAGCCACAGAUUUUUAUUAUCCAUUCUUUUAUAGCCUUCUGAUGUCUUCUUUAUCUUUAGUAUAGUUUUAGUAUAUAAUUUUCUUUUAAUAUAAUAUAUAUAAUAAAAUAAUAAAUCAGCCUUCUGAGAACAUGGAGUGAGAUCCUCAUCUCUCACCUCAUCCUGAAGACCCUCACAAACUCAACAAGGAAUGUCACCCUGUUCUUUUAAGUUCUUCUAAGCCUUCUCAAAUUUAUAUUUUUGUAAUGGAGUUUCUCAUGCAUUUUUAUGUAAAUCAUGAUUGUUUUUGUAUUCUUUUCUAGAAAAGGAGAAAUUUGAUAGACUGUUAGUUUAACCAGGGCCAUUAGAGAAGUAACAGUUUCAUCCUCCAAUCCAGGGUCACUUUUGAAAGUCUAUAUAUAUCAAAGUCAAGAAAUAAACUUUCUUCUUUUUACCUUAGAA